AUGAAUCAACACUGUUUAUGCGGAAGCUGGGCAGUGGAGAAAACAUCAUGGACUGAAUACAACCCGGGAAGAAGAUUUUUAACAUGUGUUAAUGGGAGAUGCAACUUUUUCAAGUGGACUGAGCCUGAGCUCGACCCACGCAGCAAGAAAAUAAUAAACGGCUUGGUAAGGCGUUUCAAGUUGAAGGAUGAUGAGCAUUUUGCAGAGAUGAUUAAGGCUAAGGAGGAGUAUCAGGAGUUUUACAAAGAAGAGAUGAAUGCUGCCAAAAAAGAAGCUCGGAAUUGGAAAUGCUUUGCUGUUUUGCUGUUGUUAUAUGUUUUUCGCUGUUAUUUUGCAUCAGUUGGGGUCGAUGACAACAAAGCUUAA
Molecule: messenger RNA, 366 nt
Organism: Daucus carota subsp. sativus
Lineage: Eukaryota; Viridiplantae; Streptophyta; Magnoliopsida; Apiales; Apiaceae
Exons: 1
Coding region: 1-366 (121 amino acids)
Molecular function (GO): zinc ion binding
Source: RefSeq, a predicted model, not a curated record